AUGUGGCAGGGAAGGGAGAAGAGAGACGCAGCAGACGUUUCUGACAUCUACCAGUCAAAGAAGCGGCAGCGAGUCGAUCUUGAAUUAGGAGGCCAGUUUACUACAGCCGCGGAGCGCAUCGAGGUCGAAUCUUCUUCGCGUUCUUCGCCAUCAGCCGUCAAAAUUCGGGGCCACGAGGCCACAGCUUCCCUCCUCGGAGGCCAGCCAUCAGACAGAGCGUACGCUGGUGGUUACCAUCACCGCGAAGGUUUUGCGACCCAUACCGCUGGCGGUGGUCAGGCGAGAUCGAAAAUGUAUAGGCCAAACUCUGUGUGGACGUGGGCCUUUGUUGGGGUGACUUGUGUGCAGACCGCCAUAGUCCUAGGCUUCGAAGCAUACGUCUUCGCUCUUUUUCAAACAAGUCUCCAUCCACCACCUAAAGGCGCCGACGCUAAUGACUACCAACAUACUAUCCCAACCUUUCUUACUCUGUACAUCUUCGGUUUUGUCUACGAACUGAUCCUGGCCUACGAUGCCCUUCGGCUUAAGAAUACAAUUCAAAUCAUUGGGCUUUGCCUUUACAACCUCGGUCUGUUGAUAUAUGCCGCCGUUCAGAUGGCUGAAAUCGAUGACGCUGUGAAAAGUCUGGGUUCUCGUGGAACUUCCACAACCUGGAGUGCUGUCAAGCCGUUUCUCAUCGCGAUUCCUUGCGUGAUAGCAGUAGGCUCAAUUGCCAUGUCAAUUGUGGCACGAAAAAUCUACGACGAAUUCGCCUGGACCAUCUACAAGCAUAUCAGUGCGGAUUUGAGGAUGAAAAGGCGGUACCUAGCAUAUCAGAUCUACAUCGCCCUCCUCAAAUUCGAUUUCUUCUUCUUUCUUGGGUUCACCGUCCAAUUCGUGGUUGUCGUCGUGGAUGUUCAGGAUAUUGAGUUUGGUCUGACGAUCGCCGCAAUCCCAGUCACAAUCCUCAUCCUUGUUAUGGCCGGGUAUUUUACUCGAAAGGAGAGCUUGUCGGGCAUGGUUGCCACCAUUAUCCUUUACUUUGGAGGACUGGCCUACUUCCUCUUCAAGCUCGUCCGGAUGUAUCAAAACACAUCAAGGGCCAAGCGCUAUCUACCUGCUCGCAAAAGCCUCACUUCUUUUGCAGUGAUCACAAUCGUCCUGAUUAUGCUCACCAUCAUUAACGCCACUAUGUGCGCCUUGAACUUCAGACACGGACUAAAGCCUUACAUCGCGAAUCGAAAAGUGGAAAGCGAAGAUGAAAAGCCAAAUAUGAUGGAGAUGCCUAAUCUCUCGCAUGGUCCAGUACCCAGCCGUAUGACGAUUGAUUGA
This is a messenger RNA of Letharia lupina, 1311 nucleotides long. RefSeq lists its product as uncharacterized. Bases 1 to 1311 code for a protein of 436 amino acids. The record is from RefSeq and is a predicted model, not a curated record. Gene Ontology annotation, cellular component: Golgi apparatus. Lineage: Eukaryota; Fungi; Ascomycota; Lecanoromycetes; Lecanorales; Parmeliaceae. The transcript has 6 exons.